AUGUCGGAGCUGUUUGACCUGCUCAACUUUGGUUCGCCGCGCGUAUCUGGCACACCGAGCAGACACAGGAGCCUCUCUCCUUCACCAAGAGGGCGCAUUGCAUGGGAUCAGCCAAGCUCCUCACCACGAGAGGCUCUGUCGCCUCUUCUUGCCGUACCCCCCGCCAAGCCCCGUGAGUAUGUACCUGAGCACGAGGAAAAAGAGAAUGUGAUCCAGGUGCCUGAGAUCCAAAAGAGUCCGAGUGUCACACGAAAUAUUCGCGCGCGCCGCCGCGCACGAGCACAGCACCCAUACACUUACAACAUGUGCUCCCUUGCGCCGCCACCACCGCCGCUAUCCAAAGCAUCGUCGCCCCAGCACAAACGUCGCAGGACUCACAUACAACGUGUUCAAAGUGAUCCUGUCGUGAGCCCCGGGCAUUCCACUCGUGCUGACACCAACCAACCCAGCUCAGACGACAGCUUUUCGCGUGUGCUAGAUGAAGACUUCCCUAUUGACUCUAAUGCCCUAGAAGAGGUGGCAGCAGAGCAAGGAUGGUGA
Molecule: messenger RNA, 540 nt
Organism: Malassezia restricta
Lineage: Eukaryota; Fungi; Basidiomycota; Malasseziomycetes; Malasseziales; Malasseziaceae
Exons: 1
Coding region: 1-540 (179 amino acids)
Source: RefSeq, a predicted model, not a curated record